Fusarium falciforme is the source of this 1740-nucleotide messenger RNA. RefSeq lists its product as hypothetical. The transcript is spliced from 3 exons. The record is from RefSeq and is a predicted model, not a curated record. Bases 1 to 1740 code for a protein of 579 amino acids. NCBI's taxonomy places the organism in Eukaryota, Fungi, Ascomycota, Sordariomycetes, Hypocreales, Nectriaceae.
AUGGAGAAGACGCUGACACGGAAGAAUGGGAAGGUUUGGAGCGACAGCAAUCGCCUUCAACUCCUGGCCUAUCUCAACUGGUGUGCCACGUACAGAGAGAACUUGCUCCCGACGGCUGAAGAUCACCUGAAGCGAGUCACUGGCAACGACUUCACGCAGACGCAGAUCCGUCGGAAGCUCCGGCUCGAAUGGGCGAAUCAUGGGCUAUGUGACAACUUCGACGACGUCUUUACCCAGGGGACGCCCAGCCUCGACCUAUCCGACGAAGAGCAAAACGAUAUUCAGGCCAUAUUCGCCGGUCUUCUUCAUGGUCCACACGGGUUGCGCAGCAACACUCGGGAGACCCGGACUCGGUCUCGAGCUGCGCUGAACACAGUCAGGACGUUCGCGGCCAAGAGACCGGCCAUCAGGCUGAAGGUGACCAACAAGAAUUCUCCAACACGCCCAGGGGCGAGCCUCUAUCCCGCGAAUUGCAGCGUAAAUGAUGAAGGCGACGAGGAAAACGCUGUGAAUUCGAUCGACGUACUUCAUACUGAAAGCGAAGUUAGCGAACUCUCGUCCCUUUGCCCUAGCCUUCAAAGUGCUCCGCAUAGCCCAAGCCUGACAUCAAGCCCCGGUCCAACUGAGCAACCUUCAGACGACAUAGCAGCCCUUCAAGAUGAGGUGUUGAAACUCAAGGGCCAUAACCUGACCCUCCAGAACCGGGUCUCUGAGUUGGAAACGGAUCACGAAGAGAUGCGUCGCCUCCGCAAGUCGACGAACGGUGACAUUAACUAUUGCAAUCGAAUGGUGUACAUCUUGGAGAAACGAAAUAAAGCCAUGUCUACACAUUCUGGCAACGUCGAAUAUUCCAAGGCACGAAGACAUGGCCUGCCGGAGAGCACCAUCAUGCAAGAAUAUAAGGAUCUCUACCUCGGCAUUCUAAGUGAAGCUCAGGCAUUCUCCCGAGGCGACAACAGCGCACAGAUUAGCAACAAUAACGAAAAUGCACAUCCAGCGAGAGGCUGGGCAAUCAAGGCCUCUGGCUGGGAUCUCUAUCCUCUCUUAUGUCACUACAUGAGUGAGAAGAUGCCUAGCUCAAGGCUUGUUGCCGCUCUGGUUGGGGCCGGGAUUUUCGACCUCGUUUUUGAACGCUCCUUUCCAGAUGUGUUGGGCAUUGAGAGUCCGCUCAUGAAUGGUUAUAGAAGGCACAUCCUGGCCAAAGACGGACCUGAGGCCCUCCAUAUGGCCGAUCUCGCCGCCCUGGAGUCUCUCACACAAAGAGACAGUAACGGCAAGGAUAGACUUAAGGAGCAGAUGAUUGAAGAAAAGGCCGAGCACCUUUCCGAGUUUAUGCUACAGAGUCUAAGCUUCUGCAUCACGGCAAAGAGCCAGGACAUGACACCAGACGGCGACACGGUCAUGCAAGAACCCCCCGACCUCGACAACCCGCUGAGAAAAGCUUUGAGCCUGAAAUUCUCACUGACUACUUCACUGACGCGUUUGAAGUUCUACUUUUUCUUGCCUGGGCACGACUUUGACGAGACAAGCAUGGAAAAAGACGAUAUGUCGAGUGAUAGCUGUGUUGUAAAGCUGUGCCUGCUUCCGGCUCUAUUCUCUGUGCCGAGGGAUAAGCUUGACACGAGGAUCGAAGAGUCUCGAUGGGAAAUUGAGACUCAUUACGAUAGAUGUCUUACGGAGGCGAUGGAGGAAGAGGUGGCAUCUCUCCGCCUUGUUGCCAAGGCCGUUGUACUUACUUGA